AUGUUCGUCACUCACGUUUCUCACCGUAGCGGCGGAGACCACACUGGCGGCGUCAGUCACGUUUCUCAACAUAGCUUAAAUCAGACCAGCACACCUUCUGGCUUUCACCACGCCUCUGGUGAGAACCGUCUGACGAGCAGAGACGGUAAAGUCAUUCUCGCUCCAUCCGAUCCAUAUGAUCAAGCCCAUAUGAGCAAGGCUUUGGUGGAGCCGGUUAUCGAUGUCUAG
Messenger RNA from Microthlaspi erraticum, 228 nucleotides. The record is from the annotation of a GenBank genome assembly. NCBI's taxonomy places the organism in Eukaryota, Viridiplantae, Streptophyta, Magnoliopsida, Brassicales, Brassicaceae.